Trichomonas vaginalis G3 is the source of this 1869-nucleotide messenger RNA. RefSeq names its product unfolded protein binding. The transcript has a single exon. Gene Ontology annotation, molecular function: ATP hydrolysis activity; heat shock protein binding; ATP-dependent protein folding chaperone. The record is from RefSeq and is a predicted model, not a curated record. Bases 1 to 1869 code for a protein of 622 amino acids. Gene Ontology annotation, cellular component: cytoplasm; mitochondrion. Gene Ontology annotation, biological process: cellular response to unfolded protein; protein refolding. NCBI's taxonomy places the organism in Eukaryota, Parabasalia, Trichomonadida, Trichomonadidae.
AUGUUGGCUACUUGCGGAAGGCAUCUUAAUUCUUCUUUCGCUCGUUCCUUUGCUAAAGGCGCAUCGCCUAUCAUUGGUAUCGAUCUUGGUACAACAAAUUCUUGCGUCGCUGUUGUAGAAGCAGGAAAACCAAAAGUUAUUCCAAAUUCUGACGGACAACGCACAACGCCAUCAGUUGUUGCAUUCGAUAAGAACGGACAACUCUUAGUUGGUGAACAAGCAAAGCGUCAACUCGUUCUCAAUCCUAAAUCCACCUUCGCAGCCACAAAGAGAAUUAUCGGUCGCACAUUUGAUGAUGAUAUGACAUUACAAGCAAUGAAGAUGUGCUCAUUCGAGGUUGCCAAGGCCGAAAACGGCGAAGCUUGGGUCAGAGACGGCAAAGGCAAACUUUAUUCUCCUUCCCAGAUCGGUGGAUACGUUCUUGCUAAGAUGAAAGAGACUGCUGAGGCAUACUUAGGCCAAAAGGUUAAGGAUGCGAUCGUCACAGUCCCAGCUUAUUUCAACAAUGCACAGCGCCAGGCUACAAAGGACGCUGGCCGCUUAGCUGGACUCAACGUUAUGCGUACAAUCAACGAGCCAACAGCUGCUGCACUCGCCUACGGCUUAAACCGCAAGAAAGGCGAAACAGUCGCUGUUUACGAUCUUGGUGGCGGCACAUUCGAUAUUUCCAUUCUCGAAAUCAGUGACGAUGGCAUCUUCGAAGUCAAAUCUACAAACGGAAACACAUUCCUCGGAGGAGAAGACUUCGAUAAUGUUUUAACAAACUACAUCCUUCAGCAAUACAAGAAGGACGAGAACAUUGAUCUCUCUGCAGAUCCAAUGGCCGUCGCACGUAUCCGUGAAGCCGCAGAAAAGGCUAAAUGCGAUCUUUCAUCUUCAAUCAUGACAGAAGUCAAUCUUCCAUACAUUACAAGUACAGGAGCUGGUCCAAAGCACCUCUCCAUGACAGUCACCCGCCAAAUGUUCGAAGCUCUUACAUUACCUUUAAUCAAGAAGACUCUCGACCCAGUUACACAAGCUCUCAAGGAUGCAUCGAUGAAUCCACACGAUAUCAACGAAGUCAUCCUUGUCGGAGGCAUGACUCGUGUUCCAAAGGUUAUUUCCUCAGUUGGCGAAUUCUUCGGCAAAGAUCCAUUCCGCGGUGUCAAUCCUGAUGAAGUUGUUGCUGUUGGUGCUUCAAUCCAGGGCUCAGUACUUACAGGAGGUCUCGAUGAGAUCUUAUUAUUAGAUGUCACACCAUUAUCUCUUGGUAUUGAGACUAUGGGUGGCGUUUUCACUCGCCUUAUCCCACGUAACACUGUUGUCCCAACAAAGAUCACAGAAAGCUUCUCAACAGGUGUUGAUGGCCAAAAGAACAUCGCAAUUCGCGUUUACCAAGGAGAAAGAGAACUUGUUAAGGACAACAAGUUCCUCGGUGAAUUCAAUUUGGUCGGUAUCCCACCACAGCCAAGAGGAAUUCCAAAUAUCAAUGUCACUUUUGAAAUUGACGCAAAUUCGAUUAUCCACGUUUCAGCUGUUGACAAAGGAUCCGGCAAGGAACAGAAGAUUGAGAUCAAGCAGUCAGGCGGAUUGACACAGGAAGAGAUCAUGAAGAUGAUCGCUGAUGCUGAUAAGCACAGGAAAGAAGAUGAACAGCGCAAAGUUGUCAUAGAACAAUCCUACGAUAUGCACGGAUUUGUUGGUGAAAUCGAAAAGCAAAUCCACUUCAACAAGGACAGAUUACCAAAAUGGCUCAUCGAAAAGGUCGAACAGAAGGUUAAGGAAAUGAACGCUGCUCUCGCAACAUAUGAUAUGGAUAAGAUCAAUACUGCUUUCAAGGCUCUUCAGGCUGUUGCUAUGGAAAUGCCAGAUAAUCUCAAGGUUCGGUAA